UAAAACAGGAUUUUUUUACGACAGUUAUUUCUUCUGGUCGCUUCCGUCUGUUAGUGGUGCACUGGUAGCAAAGGUUGCUGAUAUGACACUAUAUUUUAUUGAAUGUUUCGUCUAUAAGUAAGCCCGCCUUCCUGGUGUCACGUCCUCGGAGAUGGACCCGGUUGUGCUGAGUUAUCAGGACAGCUUGCUGAGGCGCUCGGACGUUUCCCUGCUGGAAGGCCCCCACUGGCUCAACGACCAGGUCAUCGGCUUUGCCUUCGAGUACUUUGCUGUGGAGCGCUUUAAGAGCCUGGGUGACUCUGUGUGCUUCAUCAGCCCUGAGGUUACCCAGUUCAUCAAGUGCGCGUCAUGCCAGGAAGAGCUGGCUGUCUUCUUAGAGCCACUGAGUCUAAUGUCGCGUCGCUGGGUCUUUCUAGCGGUCAACGAUAACUCCAACCAGGCGGCCGGCGGCUCCCACUGGAGCCUGCUGCUUUACCAGCGUGACUCUGGUCAUUUCUCCCACUACGACUCACAGAGCGGAGGCAAUGCCACACACGCUCGGCGCAUCGCCGCCAAGCUCCAGGCUUUCCUGGGCGCUGGGACUGAAGUGCCCUUCGUGGAAGAGCCGUGUCCCUCGCAGCAGAACAGCUACGACUGCGGCAUGUACGUCAUCUGUAACGCUGAGGCGCUGUGCGAAAGCGCUCGAGUCGGAGGCUGCGCUCGGCUUCCGACGAACACCAUCACGCCCACGUACAUCACCAGGAAGCGGACAGAAUGGCACUCUCUGAUUCGAAGACUCGCAAAGGACUAGAAUGAGAUACAUCCUCACACACGUUGCUAAUAAAUAAAGUUAGUACUUACAGCAAUCAUACUUCAGCUCAACAAGAGUCAGUAGUUGGAGAUUUAAUCAGCAUGCGUUACUAAUUAGAAGACACUCAACUACGCAUGUGCUACGCUAAUUCUCUGACCAUUUAUCAGAGUUUAUUAUCAUUUAUGUAAGGAACAAAACACUUUGAGUUGGGCUGUUAUAGGAAAAUAAUCAACUUUGGGAUGGUAACAGUAACUCCGCUUCACAUUGAGCCGCAUCACACAACCCCAUUGUUGAUUAUUUUCCCAUAACAGCACAUUCUGAAGCGUUUUCUUCCUCUUAUUCCACAGCAAUUUGCCAACGAUUGAAAUUUGUUAUUAAUUAAAGGAUGACAUGUCAUACCUUUUUAUCCAUUUAUAGAUACAAUGUGGAACAUCUGUGAAACAAGUUCCUGUCAUCACUUACAUUAUAGCAGCUUAUACCACAGUGGGGUUGAGUUCUCUGAUCAGAAGCUGUUGAUUAAUUUUCUAUAACAGCGGCUCUGACAGUAGUUCCAGCUGUAACAUAAAAGACAGGUUUAUAAGAAUGCACUCUUUCUGAUACGUUAUUGUUUCCGUAGUAACAGCUAAUAGACCGGGACUUGUACAGUGGACGCUCAACAUAACCUAAGCCAAUAAUAAGCGGAUUUAAAAGAAAAAAAAAAAGUUUAAGAAAUAGGUUUUUGAUCUGGUGACACUUUUUUGUAAGAAGCGCAAGUCUCAGUAAGUCUUCGCUUUCCCGUUUCUCAGUCACAUGACAAGUUGUGUUUUUUUAAACUUCAAGAGAGAGAACAUAGAAGAGGCUGGUGAAGGAAUGAGUGUUUAUAGCUGCUAUAACUUAAGCGAUAACAGGAACUAGCUUGUUUCCCAGUUAUUCCACAACACUAAAUGUAGCUAUAAACAUUAAAAAGCAUGCUGCCUUGUUCAUUAAUUAGUUACUAAUUGUAAUCAUUUACAAAUUGCUGUGGUAUGUGCAGAACAACACACUCCGGGCCAUGCUGUUAUAGGAAAAGUAUCAUCUUUAAGGUGGAAACAGCGUGGAUUAUUUUCACGUCUUAUGUGUUAUUCUGUACUUAAAACCUACGUUAUGACGGCUAUAAACAUUCACACCCUCAUCAGCUUCUCUCACCACGUUCUUCAAAAGUUCAUAGAGGGGUUCUGCUAGGAAUUCUUCCUCACCGGGAAACCCUGUAUUGUUAUUAUUAUUAUUUUAUUUUUUUACAGUAGAACGUAGGCUGCACACGUGACGAUUGUUUACUGACAAACACUCGCUAGUAUUUCAGUUUAGACAAAUGGGACAUGAAGGUGCUAAUGUUUGUUUAACAAUCCACAAUAACUCUAAUGUGUGUAAAGUGUAAUCAUCAGAUCACACACACACACACACACACAGACACACGCCGUUUUUAAUUCACACGACGGAGGAAACUUGAAAUAAAUUCAGCACAAGUGAAUGUAGAUGAAUGAGAUGAAUGAGACGAGACUUGUUUACAAGACUUUUCGCUCAGGGUUAUUUUAAGCUGAAAAUAAACGAGAAAGAAUGUGAACUGUGUUGAUUUACUGUUUGAGAAGAAUGUGCAUUCAUUCCUUGUGCUAGUUUCUUUACAGGGGGGAAAAACUGUUCUCAUUUUUAAAGCAGUUCCCUGCUGUAAUUACGUGUGCGUGUGUGUUGUGGAUGUUGUCCGAGCGCGAGUGUAUUCAUGUUCAGAGCAGGCACAACGCUUUCUGACCUCACACCAGCCGAUGCAUGACGUUUGGACUUUCUCAUGAUUCUUAUUUGAAUGAGGUGAAUAAGGAUCUGCUUAUCGAACUCAUACAAUAAAGCAUCUUUUGCAUGUAAAGAAAGAUCUCUGUACUUCUGGAGUUUUAUAUGACAUUAUUUUCCUGUCUAAAGUCAAUCAUGUCUGAGUGAGAUUCUACAUUUUUUUUAACAAAUUAUUAGUCAGACAUUCUCUUUGUACUUUACACUUUACACUCUCAAUUUAUAGGCUUAUGGGCAGAAUUUUGGUUUGUAGCUGCAGCUCUACACAAACAUCCACUUUGGUUAUGCCUCUUCAACUGUUCCACUUGAAACUGUACAGAUUGUCUGCAGCUAUUUAAUAAAAUUUCAGUUUGGAAGUAUAUAUUUUUUAAAAAUGA
Molecule: messenger RNA, 2961 nt
Organism: Pangasianodon hypophthalmus (striped catfish)
Lineage: Eukaryota; Metazoa; Chordata; Actinopteri; Siluriformes; Pangasiidae
Gene: senp8
Product: SUMO peptidase family member, NEDD8 specific
Exons: 2
Coding region: 152-790 (212 amino acids)
Biological process (GO): proteolysis
Molecular function (GO): deNEDDylase activity; cysteine-type peptidase activity
Source: RefSeq, a predicted model, not a curated record